CAGGACGGGCGACCGCUCUACCACCCUGCUGUGGACAGGGCUCUGAAGCUCUGCAGCUCAGGAGGACCUCCGCACGUGAAGCUCAUCAUCGAGUGGGAGCACAGGAUCAAGGACUGCCUGUUUGGUAACAUUCAGGAGGAGGUGGUGAAAGAUGCAGAGAGUGUGAGGAACCAGCAGCAGCAGCAUGUCCAGCAGUACAGCUGCACCCUGGACGAGUGCUUCCAGCUCUACACCAAAGAAGAGCAGCUUGCACCAGAUGACGCCUGGAAGUGCCCGCACUGCAAGCAGCUGCAGCAGGGCAUGGUGAAGAUGAGCCUGUGGACGCUUCCGGACAUUCUCAUCCUGCACCUGAAGCGUUUCAGGCAGGUGGGAGAUCGCAGGAAUAAGCUCACCACGUUCGUGCACUUCCCCCUGACGGGCCUGGACAUGAGGCCCCACAUGGUGAGCCGCAACCACGGCGCCCAUCAGCUCCCCCUGCAGCCCGGGUGGAAGCAGUCCCGACGACACGACCUGGCUCCUCCUGACUACCUGUACGACCUGUAUGCUGUGUGCAAUCACCAUGGAGGGAUGCACGGCGGACAUUACACAGCCUUCUGUAGGAACUCUGUCGACGGCCAGUGGUACAGCUACGAUGACAGCAGUGCUGAGCCUGUUCCAGAGGCAGAGGUGUGCACGCGUGGAGCCUACAUCCUCUUCUAUCAGAGAAGAAACACCAUCCCGCCGUGGUCUGCCAGCUCCUCCAUCACUGGCUCCACCAGCUCCUCCACCUCCGAUCAUUGGCUGGUCCGACUCACUGGGGGCAGCGAGAGGGGCAGCGUGGUGUCAGGAGGACCUCUCCCUGCAGCGCUGGGGCCCGUACAGGCUCCAGAUUCUCCUGAGCUGCCAGUGUUUGGAGAUGAACCAUCAAAAACAGCAGAAACAAACGGGUUUGAAGCCAAGCCAUUUGUCCGUGGGACCCAAGGCAGGAGUGUCAGCAUGAGAUCGCCAACAAAGUCCAAGGAGAGUCUGAGCAAAGUUCUGCCACUGCGCUGGUCCUUUGGCUCCAAGGAUCGCAUUAAACACCCAACACCGACCCGGCCUGGGGAGCUGGUGGAGUACCUGGAGUCUGGGCGCCGGCCGCGGUGUACCAAAGACCCCAUCAUCCAACUGGUGGCCACCCCACCACAAAGGACUACCCAGCGAAGAGCCUUCAGUGUGGGACAGGAAUGCGGCUCGCCCAGUGGCAGCAGCCUCAGUUGCACAGACAGACCCUGCUCUGACACUUGUUACUCGCCCAAACUGCCAGAGGGACAGAGCCGAGCCUGCAACAGCAGCAAAGCCAGGGAUGAUGGUUCUCUGAGGCAGAGGUUGUCCAAGAGAGCGAGGCAGGACCAGGGCAGGACCCUUGACCUCCAGCUGCACAGAGGACUCAUUCUAGAAGGUCAAAUCAGCCACAGUGCACCUCAGAGCAGAGACUCCACUCUGAAGAGAACCAAGGUCCAGACAGGGGUGACGUUCAGGCCUCAAAAAGACUUGGUACAUAUGAUCAUUCAAUCUGAGAACAGGGGGGGGCAGGAGGGUCGCAGCCAGGACAGCCUCUUGUCUUUUUUCAAACCUGGUUUCAUAAGGAAAGGCAUUCUUAGGUCACCACACAAGGGGCAAGAACGGCGUGUGAAUGGCCACGGACCCCUGGAGAAGCUGGCAGGAAGUCAUUUAGCCAAACUGUCCCUCUCUAACGGGACGCUGACCACGGCGACACACGAAGACGGGAAGACCGGUGGCGUCCCCGGCUGUGACAGACACAACUGCAAAGUGCAUCUGCUGAACGGAAAGGCUGGAAAACACGAGGCUGUGGACAUCCAGCGCGCUCACAGCUCCAGCAACAUCCAGGCGAAGAUGGAUUUGACUUUCCGCAGGUGUGCCUCCCUGCAGAGGAACGGCGAAGUCGCGGCACAUCCGGAGCACCGCAUCCUGCUGUCGGACAAGCCGGGCUACGCUACUCUGCAGCGGACGCGCUACAGUACCACCUCCCUGGGUAGGCACCGACCCGUCCCCGAGCACUGAACCCGCACUGCACGCUUAGACUAGAUUCCGACACUCGACACACAGCGGUAGGAGCUGUUGAGGCUCUUUCUCAGCUGGUGUCAAACGAGCACAAACAUCUCUGUGCACAGAGAAUUGACGACAACGUGUCCGAGAUGAGACGCUUCCUUGCUGCUGUAAUAAAAAAAUGCAGGAAAUGAGAUGUGACGUGUGGUAUCAUUACAAAACAAGUGUUUGUGGUAAACGCAGAUCCAAGGUCAGUUUUCUAACGAUCAUGAAUAUCAAUCAUAAGCUGUGUCUCAACUCAGACGCCUCUUUCUUCUGAGGACCACAGAGACCACCUCCUUCAUGAAGUUGGACACGAUGACAAAGUUUGAAGGUUUUUUUUUUUUUUUCGAUACAAGCACCUUCAGCUGUUUGUUUGAGUUGAAGCGUGAUACUCUCUGAAGUGCAAUGAAUUCUGGGGAAGGUGGGGCCAGUUAGUUUCCACCAGUUGGACACAUUAGUCGUCUUCAAGCCUCCGAAGGACGUAUUUCCUGAUUUGAGACACAGCUACAGUGAUUACUUCAGCGGCUUGUUACCGUGUGACUGAUUGUUUUGUCUUGUUUUUUUUUUAAAGUGCCUCUGUGACAGCCCAGAAUGACUUUUGAACACUAGGACCUCUCUUCUGAUCUCGGCGCACGGAGAAGCCGCCCAGCUCGACGCAUCGCUGGAGACAGAGCAGAUCUUCUCUCUCCCUGUCAUAGUACUGUUAUAAGUUCUUACCUGUGUGUGUCUUAAACUCAAUCUAUGCAGUUAACGAGGAGAGAAACUGCUGGAAUGAAGAUGGGCUCUAGUUUAACCAAACAGCCGUCAAUAGGUGGUUUUAUUCUGAAAGGCAGAGAGUGAUUUGAUUGGUCCAUUAUACGUCAUGAAAAGCAGCAGAGUAAAAAAAACACUGGAGUCUUUGGAGAAUUUACGGUUCAAUGGGCUCAAACAUGUAUUAACACGUGCACUGUAAGCUGCCAAUCAGCUGCUGAAACAACACGCACCACGGCUUUGUCAUGUAUGAUGAUUUUACUGUUAUAUUACCAUCGCACUUUCUUUUUUUCUUUUUUUUAUUCCAUAUGUCGCUACGUGACCAGAGUUAACAUGCUGAUGAGGCUAAUUUCUAAUUUAGAGGCAAUUAUACCAAAAGUGGCACAAAAAAUUAAAUUGUACGAUCCACGAAUAAAACCAAGAUUUAGAAAUGUGUCACAUUCACACACACACACACACACACACACACACACACACACACACACACACACACACACACACACACACUGUGUUUGAGUAAGCACCACAGACAGUCAACAUACCUAUUUAAUUCACAGUCCUUGUUUCUGUAGCUGCACCACUGGUCUGGGAGACAAACAAAAGUUCAACACGACAAAUUAAACUUCAUGACUUUUUCUUUCUUUUUUUCAAUUUACAUUUUUAGUUAACGUGUGCAUCGUUUGUGUGUCACUGGGGAUUAUAACGGAGAAGAAACCAGUGUGAGAGUGUAACUGUUGUACUCACAUUUCAUGUUGUGUCAUUUAACAUUACUGUUUAACUACUCUACCAAAAUGAAACGAUCGCGAGUGAAGGAAGUUUCUGAGACGUUACUCUGGAAAUAUGGCUAGAUUAUAUUUUAUUAUUAACUUUUUUAAAAGUCUACAAUUUUUACCUGAUGUGUAAUAUUGUAAUUUAAGAUCAGAGCUGUGUGUUUCCGGUUUGUGUGUCGGGUCGGGUUAAUACAAACAGUAAGUGGGGUUCAUUCGGACACAACACACUAAAGUCCCUGUACUGGACUGUCUACAGUAUAAUGUCUGCUUCUUUUAUGGAUUGCAAAUUAAACACAGAA
Paralichthys olivaceus (Japanese flounder) is the source of this 3889-nucleotide messenger RNA. Lineage: Eukaryota; Metazoa; Chordata; Actinopteri; Pleuronectiformes; Paralichthyidae. The record is from RefSeq and is a predicted model, not a curated record.